Aspergillus wentii DTO 134E9 is the source of this 1380-nucleotide messenger RNA. RefSeq lists its product as uncharacterized. The coding region runs from base 1 to 1380 and encodes 459 amino acids. NCBI's taxonomy places the organism in Eukaryota, Fungi, Ascomycota, Eurotiomycetes, Eurotiales, Aspergillaceae. Gene Ontology annotation, cellular component: fungal-type vacuole membrane. The record is from RefSeq and is a predicted model, not a curated record. Gene Ontology annotation, molecular function: transmembrane transporter activity. The transcript has a single exon. Gene Ontology annotation, biological process: transmembrane transport.
AUGGCUGAAUCCAAAACCUCCAAUGGCGAACAGACACAGCCUGACAAUGACAGUCACAAUGCCGACCAACUCAAGCAUAAGCCAUUGCAAUAUGCAUCGAUUGUCUUUUCCGGCUUCAUGGUCAUGUUUACCACCUGCGCUCUCAUUUUCACCUUUGGAGUAUGGCAAUCCCUGUAUGAAGAAAUGGCCCAGCAUGAAAACACUCCCUUUACUGGUUCUUCGACCGCGUUAAUCAAUCUCAUUGGUACACUCGCCAUCGCGCUCAUGUCCAUGGGUGGUCCCUUUACGAUGGUCUGGGCGAAGCUGUUCUGUCCGCAGGUCGUCAUCGUCGCUGGAGGCUGGGUGUUUGGCAUUGCGUUUAUCCUGGCGAGUUUUAGUAAGCAGCUCUGGCAUUUUACCCUCACGCAGGGUGUGUUGCUUGGUAUUGGGACGUGUAUGGCGUAUGUGCCCACGAUGGCGGUUGCGCCGACUUGGUUCGAUAAACGGCGUGGACUGGCCAUGGGGGUGAUUAUCUCGGGGACUGGCGUGGGUGGGAUGGUGUGGCCACCGGUGUUGCAUGCGAUCAUCGACCAUAUCGGAUUCCGUGAUGCGUUGCGCAUUGCAGGGUGCGUUUCCAUCACGUUGGUAUCGAUUUCCGGAUAUACGUUGCGCUGGGAGCCGGAUUUCCAGAAACAAGUCAGCGUGCAGACGCGGGGCAUGAGCAAGACAACAGGAUGGAUGAAGAUUCCGCUGAUUGAUUGGAAAGUCGCACGGACGAAACGAUUCAUCGCGCAGGCGUCGGGAUGUUUUCUGCAGUCGGCUGGAUACUCGACGCCGUUGUUCUUCUACGCUGCGUAUGCGAGAACAUUGGGAUACUCCAACGCAACAGCAACCAACUUCAUCACGGUCAGCAAUGCGUCCAAUUUCGUCUCGCGGAUCGUGAUCGGAUAUGGGGCUGAUCGGUACGGGAGGAUUAAUGCGCUGGCAUUCACGACAUUUCUCAGUGCGAUCGCCGUGUUUGCGUUCUGGUUGCCGUCGAUGUUUUCCGGUUCGACCAUCUCACAUAGUAGUGCUGAAGGGCUGUUUAUCACAUUCACAGUUCUGUAUGGUGCAUUUGCGAGUGCGUACAUCUCACUCUUUCCAGCUUCGUUGAUUGAGUUGUUUGGUGUGAAGAACUUUACCAGCGUCAAUGGGGCGUUGUAUCUCAUUCGGGGAAUGGGAGCGUUGAUCGGGACGCCGUUGACAGGGUUGUUGAUUCCAGAGUCAGAGGCGUUGACUUCGUCUAUUACGUAUGAAAGAGCUGGAAUUGUGGUUGGAGUGUUGCUAUUUGCAGCUACUGUAUCAUGUGCAUGGGUGCGGAUAGAAGCGAUGGCUGGAUCACCGUGGAAGUUGAAAAUGUAA